Messenger RNA from Durusdinium trenchii, 913 nucleotides. The record is from the annotation of a GenBank genome assembly. Lineage: Eukaryota; Dinophyceae; Suessiales; Symbiodiniaceae.
AGCUCAAGUGGCUGAAGUGAUUGGCUCUGGUGCUUCGGCAACAUGGCUUUGGCGGGCUCCCGCGAUGCCGACUCCUUCUACGUGCAGGACUGCCGCCAGGUGCAGAACAACACGCACUCCAUCCAGACGCUGACGGGACAGAUUUCCAAGUUGGUCGGCACGAUGGAGGCGGAGAAGGACUUUCAGCACUGCCGGAAGAUGGUCGACGAUGCCGUCCGACAGGCCUCGGAGACGAAGACCAUCCUGGCGCGGAUCCGAGAGCAUCAGCACCAGGCGCAGAACACCGCCGAGCGGAACAACCGCCGGAUGAUGUACCAGAAGCUUUCGGACAACCUGGCCAUCACCGCCCGAGUGCUUGAGGACGUGGUGAGACGCUUCAACGCCGAGGAACGCCGGCGGAGCGGCGGCAUGCUCGAGGCCACCGGCAUCGCGGCGGCGGACGCGGCCGGCGGCGACGACAAGCCCCUGCUGAGCGGCCACGAUGGAACGAUGGAGGCGGUCCUGCAGAGCGACAAAGUACAGACCUUGCGGAAGGUGGAUGAGGACAUGCUGUGUCUUCAGCGGAUCUACACUGAUCUUGCCACAGCAGCGGAAGAGCAAGCCUCGACCUUUGACUCCUUAGAGAGCCACAUGGCUCGAGCAGCCGCUGACGUGGAGCGCGGCAGAGAGGAGAUUGAGUACACCGACAAGUACAAUAUGGCCUCAAAGCUGAAGAGAAGGCUAUGGCUGGCCGCUGGAGGCGUUUUCGCACUGGUGGUCUUUGGCUCGGUUUUGAGCUCCUGAGCCGCUGAGCGGAGCCUCUUCCGUCCAACUCGGGCACGCCAGAGUUCGGGAGGAAGGACACCACCCACUACCACGACCACCUGACAGCCUGACAGCAGCAAGGGCAGAAAGAAGCGAAGGAGUACUGAAG